UAGGUGGGCUAUUUGGGUGGUGGAAGUCCUCAAAACACUGCCCUAAUAACACAACUCCGUCUUCAAACUCUCAAUCUCUGUCUGCAACUACCUAGGGUUUUCUCCAACAUAUUAUCGCCAUCGUAAUUUCGAACAAGAUGCAAACUGCUGCUGUGAUUUUGAGUCAAUCAUCUUAUUCCUACGUCACCAGACCUCAACAAACCCUUGAUUCUCCGUCUUCUACUUCAUAUUCCUCCAUCAAUUCCUUCCCUAAGAUUUCUUCUUUCGUGGGUACUCGAAUCAUUCUACCCAAGGGUCCUUCAUGUUCAUCUAAAUUUCGUUUUCAGCAGGUGACACGCCGGAAAGUUGUGGAGGCUGUUGCGACUCCAGAGUCGGCUGUAGAGCUGCCUCUUACUGCAGAAAACAUUGAGCUGGUACUGGAUGAAGUUAGACCUUAUCUGAUUGCGGAUGGUGGCAAUGUGGCGUUACAUGAGAUUGACGGAAAUGUGGUGCGGUUAAAGCUACAGGGAGCUUGUGGUUCGUGUCCAAGUUCUGUAACCACCAUGAAACUGGGGAUUGAAAGGCGGUUGAUGGAAAAGAUUCCCGAAAUUGUUGCUGUUGAACCGGUACCAGAUGAAGAAACUGGUCUUGAGCUGAAUGAAGAAAACGUUGAGAAGGUUCUUGAAGAAAUAAGGCCAUAUCUUGUUGGGGCAGCAGGUGGAACGCUAGAAUUCGUGUCCAUAGAAGAGCCAAUUGUAAAAGUACGCUUAACGGGUCCUGCAGCAAGUGUGAUGACUGUAAGAGUGGCUGUCACUCAGAAAUUACGUGAAAAGAUCCCUGCCAUUGCAGCAGUUCAACUUUUACAAUAGACGUCCCCAUUCCGCACUUGCAUUCCUAUAUUUGAAACCAUAAGAUAAACUUAUGGUACAGCAUAUAACAAUGAAAGAAUGAGACACGGUCAUGCAGUAAACCUUGUACAGUUUCAUUUCUCUCCAGGUUUGUCACUAUGAUUAAUAUGUUUGUGGAAACAAGUAUAAUAAUGGCUGCUUUCUAAAUACAGUUUGUAUCUUUUGUUUGUGGUUCUUGAUGGUAUUUGCAAUUCAUAUAAAUUUAUAGUUA
Helianthus annuus (common sunflower) is the source of this 1098-nucleotide messenger RNA. Its product is annotated as nifU-like protein 2, chloroplastic. Gene Ontology annotation, molecular function: iron ion binding; iron-sulfur cluster binding. Gene Ontology annotation, cellular component: chloroplast stroma; mitochondrion. The transcript is spliced from 4 exons. The record is from RefSeq and is a predicted model, not a curated record. The coding region runs from base 138 to 848 and encodes 236 amino acids. Gene Ontology annotation, biological process: iron-sulfur cluster assembly. Lineage: Eukaryota; Viridiplantae; Streptophyta; Magnoliopsida; Asterales; Asteraceae.